Messenger RNA from Psylliodes chrysocephalus, 492 nucleotides. Lineage: Eukaryota; Metazoa; Arthropoda; Insecta; Coleoptera; Chrysomelidae. The record is from the annotation of a GenBank genome assembly.
AUGACGUUGCUUGAGAAAUUGAAACGAGCUAAUUUAAUGUCUCAGCAGAGUGUAGCUGAUGCGGAUGUUGAUAUUGUGCUCAAGGCCAUUGAGACUGCUUUUGGAAGCCACAAAAAUAAAGUGGUUAUUGUUUCGGAAGAUACUGACGUCUUAACAAUGCUUGCUGCUCGGACUCCACCGAAUCUAGAAGUGUUCUUGCUGAAGCCGCCUUCCUCUAAAGUACCUGAUGUUGUGUAUUCUUCCGAAAGCUUAGCAUGCUUUCAUGUGAUGCGACACGAACUCAGCAAUUUUAUAUCGAGGGAAAUACAGGCAUGGUAUGGUUCACAAUAUCAAGACGAGACCUUAGAUCCGUUGGAUUGGGGGUGGGAUUUGGUGGGUGGAGAGCUCAGUCCUGUCACCAUGACCCAGGAAGCCGGUCCGGAGAAAAUUUUAAUCAACAUUUCUUAUUUUUGUGAAACCGACUGUGCCAGAAUUGAAUUCGGCAUCCCCUAA